This is a messenger RNA of Alligator sinensis (Chinese alligator), 3410 nucleotides long. It is a transcript of the gene LNX2, whose product is annotated as ligand of numb-protein X 2. Bases 196 to 2403 code for a protein of 735 amino acids. The transcript has 11 exons. NCBI's taxonomy places the organism in Eukaryota, Metazoa, Chordata, Crocodylia, Alligatoridae. Gene Ontology annotation, molecular function: ubiquitin-protein transferase activity; protein binding. The record is from RefSeq and is a predicted model, not a curated record.
GAGAACAGACUGGAGAGAAAUGUGAAGAACUCAGCAAAUUCAAGAAGUCUGCAUACCACCCACAUCCCCACUCCUGGGUCUCUGCAGCUGGUAUAGAAAAUGACACUUCAUGAAAGAAUACAAGUCAUGUGUCUUUAGAAAGAGAAAAAAAAGACUACCAAACAAGUCUAGCAAAAUCUGCCCUUGUUUGGUACAAUGGGUACCACAAAUGAUGAAAUGGCUUCAGUGGAGCACAACUCUUCCUUGAACCCUCUGUGCUUUGAAUGCGGCCAACAGCAUUGGACAAGAGAGAAUCACUUGUACAACUAUCAGAAUGAAGUGGAUGAUGACCUGGUCUGCCAUAUUUGCCUUCAGCCCUUGUUGCAGCCACUGGACACCCCUUGUGGACACACAUUCUGUUACAAGUGCCUAAGGAACUUUUUACAGGAGAAAGAUUUCUGUCCAUUGGAUCGAAAAAGGCUCCACUUUAAGCUCUGCAAGAAAUCCAGUAUCCUUGUUCAUAAACUGUUAGACAAAUUAUUUGUUUUAUGCCCCUUUUCUUCAGUAUGUCAGGAAGUAAUGCAGCGAUGUGAUCUGGCAGCACAUCUUAAAAACAGGUGUCCCGGAGCUUCGCAUCGAAGGGUUGCACUGGAGAGACGGAAGACAAGCAAACCACAGUCAGAAGCUGUGUGUGAAAAUGGGCAUUGUGUAACAGAUUGCCCGGGCACUGUGUCUCCUGAUGCAGACCAGACUGGGACAGGAACAGUGCCAGUGGAACAGAACUUUACAUCCACUGCUCUUCCUCUGUGGACAGAUGAACCUGGCCUUGACAACCCUGCUUAUGAAGAGAGUGCCAUGACAGACAGCUUCCCACCUAUGGAGUAUUGUCCUGUUCGAACGAAAAGGCAACUGAGUAACUCCUGCAUUCAUCUGCAUCGAACUAACAGUAACGCCUCUAGCAUCUGGGAUUUUAGAGAGGAAAUGCUCAGCCUUACCACAGAGGAAGCAACCCAGCCACUACCUAGCUUGCCUGAAGGAGAGAUCACUACAAUUGAAAUUCACCGGUCCAAUCCUUAUAUUGAGCUGGGCAUUAGCAUAGUGGGUGGCAAUGAAACGCCAUUGAUCAACAUUGUUAUUCAAGAGGUGUACCGAGAUGGGAUCAUUGCCCGAGAUGGAAGGCUCCUUGCUGGAGACCAGAUACUUCAAGUUAACAACUUUGACAUCAGCAACGUGUCACACAACCAUGCUCGUGCUGUCCUUUCCCAGCCUUGUGUGGCGCUGCACCUCACCGUGCUCAGAGAGAGGCGCUUUGGAAGCCGUAAUCACAACCACACUGACAGCAGCAACUCCCAGAGAGAGGACAGUUUCCAGGUGACACUGCAUAAGCGUGACUCUAGUGAACAGCUUGGCAUUAAACUAGUACGCAGAACAGAUGAGCCUGGAGUUUUUAUUCUCGACCUUUUGGAAGGGGGAUUGGCUGCUCAAGAUGGCCGACUCUGCAGCAAUGACCGAGUCCUUGCAAUCAAUGGGCAUGAUCUGAAGCAUGGGACACCUGAACUUGCUGCCCAGAUUAUCCAGGCUAGUGGGGAGAGGGUGAAUUUAACAAUCUGCAGACCAGUGAAAUCGCAGACCGUCAGUAUUCUUCGAGAAGCAGGGACUCAUGCCAGCAGCCAGCACCAGUCCCAACAGCUGUUUCAUAGCAGACCCAGUUCACAUAAGGACCUUUCACAGUGUGUUAAAUGCCAAGAAAAGCACAUUACCGUGAAAAAAGAACCACAUGAAUCCCUUGGGAUGACAGUGGCAGGAGGCAGAGGCAGCAAAAGUGGUGAACUGCCAAUCUUUGUCACUAGCGUGCAACCCCAGGGCUGUCUUGCAAGAGAUGGCCGGAUCAAACGAGGUGAUGUGCUGCUGAAUAUUAACGGCAUUGAUCUGACCAAUCUCAGUCACAGUGAGGCAGUAGCCAUGCUGAAAGCCAGUGCUGCCUCUUCAGUUGUUUCACUCAAAACGUUAGAGGUCCAGAUUGUUGAAGAACAAUCCCAGGCUAAUGAAGAACAGCCAAGCACAAUCAGUGAAAACGAAUAUGAUGCUAGUUGGUCACCAUCCUGGGUCAUGUGGCUGGGCCUUCCCAGCUGCCUGCAUAGCUGCCAUGACGUAGUGCUGAGGAGAAGCAAUCUAGGGAGCUGGGGCUUUAGUAUCGUCGGUGGAUAUGAGGAGAGCCACACAAACCAGCCUUUCUUCAUUAAAACGAUUGUUCUUGGAACUCCUGCAUACUUUGAUGGAAGAUUAAAAUGUGGGGACAUGAUUGUUGCUGUAAAUGGACUAUCAACAGUGGGUAUGAGCCAUUCUGCACUAGUUCCCAUGCUGAAGGAGCAGAGGAACAAAGUCACUUUGACAGUUAUUUGCUGGCCUGGAAGCCUCAUAUAGAUUUGCAAGUGUUUUGGUUCAUACAGCUUAUUUUUCUAGAUGGCUGGUAAAAACUCUAGUUUUUGUUUUGUUUUGGUUUUUCCUACUGACACAGCUGGUAAUAAGCAGGGCCAAAACUGCUACGUUUAUUUUUUUUCCAAGAUUCAACCUCAAUGUUUGUAUCUUUCUUUCAUCCUGAAACCGACCUUCCUACCAAGUUUGUGUUAAUUGUUAAAGAUCCCUCCCCCCCCACACAUUUUUGUUAUUAAGCCUUCCCAGACGGGUAAUAUUCUGGCAGGUUCAACAGGAGAACGCUUGUAUUUUUGGUUUCUCUUUCUAUUUUUCCAGAUUGAAAUGUUAAGUAAGCUUUGUACACACUCUUCACAGAGGGAAGGUUUAUGUCAGUAAUGCACUCGCAGAUCUUUCUCUCUGCUACUGUGAAUCAAAAUCAGUUUCAAGAGAAACACCUUUACCAAUUUUGUAAACCUUUUCAUUUAUUCCAUGAUUUCCAAACCAUUCAAGGACCUUUGUUACUCCUAAGAAAAUGUUUGGUCCCACAGUUUUUCUUGCAGGGCAUUAGUGCUUAGAAAAGUAGGACAAAAGCCUGAUAUUGCUGGAAUUUUUAUAAAGUGCAAUAAUUGGACUCUUUGUUAGAAAAUGAUUUAAUAUAUUUCAAAGUUUGUAUCCUAUAAUGAAAAGGAAUAUGGAAAUAAUUAAAGUCACAAUGCUGGCAAGAGCAAAUAUUUAGGGGUCACCUUUGACGGAACAGCUUGAAGACUUAAGUUUACUUUCCAAAUGAAUGUUUUGCUAUGUUAGAAAAUUUUGAUGAACGUUUUUACUAGAACCAUUUUUACAGUUUAUAUUGUGGUUGUCAGUAACUCUCCUUAUUCCUGCGUGGAAACAUUACAGUGACUCAAACCUGUAAAUUAGAGAAGCAUAUAAAAAUAAGAUAGCUGUGUUAUGAAAGUGUACGCUACUAAUGGGAGGCCAAAGGAGAGGCUUUUUCUAUUUGGUUGCCGCUGCAAAAU